AUGACUGAAAAGGAGAAUGGGAGCAAGCGACACCGAAUAGUGAUGGCUACAGUGGUGGCUUGGUGUGGGCGUUGUCCUGAAAUUGCGGAAAUUAAUGAAGAGUCUCGUGUGAACUUGUCUAAUUCUGGAGGCAUGAAUGAGUCUGAGGAUCCGGAUGAUAUCUCAGGUAAUUAUGAUGGAGAUGAUGUGGUCAAUAAUGAGGAGGGCCAGCAACAGUGCAAGUUAAUUCCCGAGUUGAGCAUUGAUGAAAUUAGGGAGCUGGAGUUUUUGUCUGAGCAAGAUGCCAUUGAGUUUUACCAGCACUAUGCCCAGUUUAAAGGUUUUGGGGUUAGGAAGGAUGACGUUCGGCGCGAUGCAAAGGGUGAUGUUAUUAGUCGCCAGCUUGUUUGUAAUAGGGAGGGUGAGAGACAUGAGAAACAUUUGAAAAAGGUUAGUCGAGUGAAAGAGGCUAAGCCAAUUACCAGAGUAUCAUGCCAAGCUAAAUUUCGUGUACGUUUCGAGGCAAAGUCUAAGAAGUGGAGGGUUUUUUAUUUUGAACCUGAGCACAAUCAUGAUUUAACACCGGCUCAGCAAGUUCAUUUAAUCCCGAUAUUCAGGGAAUUGACUAAUGGUGACAAGGCUCAAGUUGACACACUAAAGCUGUAUGGCGUGAGGAGUUGCAACAUAAUGGGUCUCAUGAUGGGACAAAAAGGAGGUCAUGAUUCAGUUGGUUUUUUGAAAAAGGACUUGUACAACCAUGUUGAUAAGAAUAAAAGGAUAAGUUUAGGUGCUGGUGAUGCUGCUGGUUCAUUAAACUAUUUUACGCGGAAAGGGGAGAAGGAUUCUAUGUUCUAUUUCAAUCGUCUUGACUACCAAGCUUUUGGAGAUGUAGUAGUGUUUGACAGCACUUACAAAAAGAACAAGUACAACAAGCCUGUUGUUAUAUUUUCUGGUUACAAUCAUCACAAGGAGACUACCAUUUUUGCCUGUGCAUUGGUUUCUGACGAGACCGUGGAUACUUACAAGUGGGUUUUGCAGAGAUUGGAAGGAGCUAUGUUUGGGAAGCAUCCUAAAGCUUUCGUGACAGAUGGAGAUAAAGCUAUGCGUGAGGCUAUAAAGGUUGUGUUUCCAAAUUCAACCCACAGCCUUUGUGGAUGGCACAUUCAGCAAAAUGCAGUUAAGAAAAUUCAUUUGGCUAAUUUCUUAGAUGACUUUAACUAUUUGAUCUUUGGUAAUUUCAGUCCUCAGCGGUUUGAAUCAAAGUGGGAGUCUAUGGUUGAAAAGUAUGAUCUUGGUGAGGACAAAUGGAUUAAACAAAUGUAUGAAACAAAGGAGAUGUGGGCUGCUGCAUUUAUGAGAGCGAGAUUUUUUGCUGCCAUUAGGACUACCUCGCUAUGCGAAGGUAUCAACUCUUUCAUUAAGAACUAUGUGUCGUGCAAAAAUAGCAUGCUGGAUUUCACUUAUAAUUUUGAGAGAGCUUUGGAAGAGUAUAGGCACAAUGAGUUAUCCUCUGACUUUAGGUCAUGUUAUGGGGAGCCUGUGUUAACCACUGCUUUGAGUGGCAUUGAACAAGGAGAUGCAAAACUGUUGACCAGAAAUAUGUUUAGGGAAGUCAGGCAUGUCAUGGAACAAGCUUUGAGCCUUAACCUUGUUGAAAGGUCAGAGGUUUGCAACACUAUAAUGAUAAAGCUGAGUGUGUGUGGCAGGUCCAGUUCUCAAUUCUUGGUUGUUUAUGAUAAGAAUCAGAUUACAUUUGAGUGUGAUUGUGGGCUAUCUGAUUUUAAGGGCAUUCCUUGUUCUCACAUCAUAUGUGCUAUGAGGAUUGAGGACUUCACCACAUUUCUUGCAUCUCUUGUUUCCAACCGGUGGUUGAAGACUGCGAAGGUGGAUUUCAUACACACAAUACCCUCCAUUGAGUUUGAUUCUGAAAAAGUGAAAUUGUUGCGUAGAGAUGCCAUUUCAGCUGCAUGCAAUUUUCUUAGUGAAUACGCCGCUGAUGAUGCUUCAGAUUUUUCAGUCUUAAUUGAGGAUAUAUACAAACUGGUAUCGAAAGUUCAGAAACGUCGUCAUCUGAAAUCUACUGAACGAAAUUUAUUUGUGAUUCGUGAUCCUAUUGUUGUGAGAACCCGAGCUGCACGAAAGAAGUUGAAGACUAAGAAGAAGAAAAGACUCUGUUCUAAUUGCAGAAAGAGUGGCCACACAAUCAGGACAUGUCCUACAUUAUUUGAGGGCGUCGGAGAUGAUGAAGGAGAUUCAUCAGUUGAGCUGGAUGAUGAUAGCAUUACUGAAAAUACUGUGGUGUCAUUAGCAGGAGGAGAUAAUGGAGGUUCUACUUCAAGGCAUAUAGGCAAAGCUAAAAGAAAGGUUGGAGAUAAUGACAAUGUUGGUAGUUUGGAAGCUAAUGAACGCGAUGUCUUAUCACCAGCAGCAAGUCCACAAAUUGAUGUUGCAGGUCCUCUACUGAAUUUUUGGGAUGGAAUGAAUAUGUUUCCUCAAUUUCCCCCAACUAGCCAGAUUUUCCAUUCGUUCCCGCCAUAUUCCUUUUUCCCUUCUUCUAGUGGAAGUCAGCAGUUUUUGUCCACUAUUCAUGAGGUUGAGAGGAGAGCAAAGAUGGCAAAGAAGGAUUAG
This is a messenger RNA of Lotus japonicus, 2607 nucleotides long. Its product is annotated as protein FAR1-RELATED SEQUENCE 5-like. The transcript has 5 exons. Bases 1 to 2607 code for a protein of 868 amino acids. The record is from RefSeq and is a predicted model, not a curated record. Gene Ontology annotation, biological process: regulation of DNA-templated transcription. NCBI's taxonomy places the organism in Eukaryota, Viridiplantae, Streptophyta, Magnoliopsida, Fabales, Fabaceae. Gene Ontology annotation, molecular function: zinc ion binding; nucleic acid binding.